Messenger RNA from Phalacrocorax carbo (great cormorant), 7396 nucleotides. The record is from RefSeq and is a predicted model, not a curated record. NCBI's taxonomy places the organism in Eukaryota, Metazoa, Chordata, Aves, Suliformes, Phalacrocoracidae.
CCAACUUCUGCUCCCGAGGCUUGCCGCUGGUGCUCGUCGCUGCCACAUCUCCCCUGGCCCGUGCCGGGUGCUCGGCCCCUUGUGUGAGGCACCUCUUGGCAGGUGGAGAUUAAACUCGAGGUUAAUUGGGAGGAUUUUUGAAACCCCGUGCACUACAGCAGGUUUGGGAAUGGGUGCUUCUGCCGAUUUUGCGUUUGGGGGGGCUAGAAGUAAUGAGGAAAAAAGCGUGUAGGAAAUGACAGCGUUAUUUUAACCUUUAAAACUGCUGCCCAGGUGCUGAUGGUGUUUGUGUACUCAUCGGGCUGGACGUUGAAACCCAUGACGGUGUGAUUUAUUUCCUUGUGCUGGCUUUAUAUCUCCUGCCUCCAUUUUCUGAGCCUUUUCCUGCUCGAUGCCCUUGGACGUUACUGCGAAGCCUGAUGAAGGGGCGGAUAGUGGACUGCUUCAGGGUGCACAGCGUGCUGAUCUGACCUGAGACAUCUCUGGCACAAGCCUGGGCACCAGGGAAGGGAGAGCGUGGGUCAUGUCUGGGAGAUAAAGGCUGCUGGAAAAGCUGCCGCAGCAGGUUGGGGCUGUGCUGAGCGCGUGGUAAAGCGUGUAGUUCUGGCAGGGUGAGGUGAUCACCACCGUGCCAGCUCAGGGAGGCUGCUCCUGGCCUGUUCUCAUUGGGGUCUUGGAAUGGAGGUGGUUUGCAUCAUUCCUAGAAAGAGGUUUUAAGGGCUUUUCACCAAGAAUCUAAUAGUCAAACAACUGCAUCUUCCCCCGUACAAAUUUUGGAGGUAACAAAAUACUUGUGCAGGGCAAAGCUUCAUUGCAGGGAGACUCCAGCCUAGAGAGCAGGGGAGAGGAAGGGCCAGAGCAGCGAGAAAUACCUGCUUGGGUUUCAGUUAAAACCUGAGGACAGUGGUGUUGGCUGGAGAAGGGCAGCUAAUGCAGGGAUAUGAGGAUGUGUGGGAGGCUGCAUGCUCGUGGCAUUGGUUGGCACCCACAUACCUGCCCAGUGGAUGCAGCCAGCUGAUGGAAAACCGGGUGCUGGUGCUGCAAGAGGAGCCUGGAGCCCUGUCCCGUGGCACAGCCUAUGAAUCUGAACCUCUGGAGCCCUGCAGGUUGGCAUGUCCUCUCCCAAAUGACCCAUGAUGAGCAGCAGCCUCUCUCUUAGGGGCACCUGUGCCAGGGGUGCUCUCAGAAACUGUCAUGGCUUGGUGCAUCAAGUACAAAGUCACCUGGAGCAGGUGCUUGUACCUCCCGAGGUGGCUGGGAGCACCUUGGGGUUACUGCACAUCUUGGGCCGAGGAAGUCUAUGACCUGCAGAGGAGUCCACUGCGUCCUGGGUUGACGUGGUGUUGUGCUGAGUUAAACCUCUGGCUGAUAGGUGUCCUCUCCUGCAGUGCCCGCCCCUGCUGCAGGUGGCAUGGCCAGGGGUGUUGACAGCCCUGGGGUGGGAUUUUUGUUAAUUGGGGCUCAUCAGGAUAACUCUUUCUUGGGGACACCUGCAGCUGCGGUGGGUGGUGGGGCAGAAGAAGAGGUCCAGGCAGGGUAGGCAGGUUUCCACAGAGGUGGCUGGUGUGCCCCGGAAGGGGGUCACAGCAUGGAUUGGGAGUGGCUGGGUGAUGUCUAGACAGGUUUUAAUUGUGCUGCCAGUUCUAAGGGAAAGAAAUGUCCUCUGGCCCUGGCAGGGCUUUUGGUGCUGAAGAACACACAGACUUUCUCCUGGUUAUUCUGAAGCCCUGGGAGCGCUGUUAAUAGCCAGCAACUGGGCAUCAGCCACCUUCUCUUGGCCUGCACCAUGUGGGGAGAAGCUGGCAGGGGAAGAGUUUGCUACUGAGAUGGCAAAACAGCUUGGGCAUUGGCCAGCUGUAAAUCCCAAACCUCUUUCACUGCAUGCUCCUGAAAAAAAAAAAAAAGCUUUUUGAAAUCCCUCUGUCACCUCUUUUCCAAGGAGCCGGAUGCAUUGCUGUGCUGUGCCGUGCCGCAGCUGCUCUGCCUGGGCACCUUAUUUCCCAUUGCCAGAAACCUGCUGGGGGAGCAGCUGGGUUGGUUCCCUGAUGCAGGGUUAAAAGAAAAAUUCCUUGAGAGAGACAGCAUGCUGCCAAAACCUUGCCUUGGCAGUGUUAAGCCAGGUCUGUCUCAGCUGGGAGAAGAGCAGUUGCAGCAGAUGUAGCUCCAAGAUAGCAGCAGGCCCUGAUUCAGGGCGGUUGUACAGGGCAGGCUGGUUCUUGUGGUGCCCUGGACAUCUGCAGGCAAAAUAUCCUUAAACAGUCAAACAUGAAAGCGAGUACAUAGGAGUGGAGAGCAGGCUGCAAUCAGGUCCUGUGAGACUGCAACCUGGAAAAUCUGACCCCGAGAGGGAAUUGGGGACCUUAGACAUUGGUGAGUAAAGGUGAACGUCCAGUGACCAUGCAGCUGAAAAGGCAAGUAUGAGGUCUUUUUUUUGGUGGGGAAGAGUGUGUAGGAGCUGGUGGUGUUGUGGAACAGCCUCUCCCCCUUGCAGCUCCCGCCCCUGUGAAGCUGGGGAUAUGUGCCCCCAGGGAUUAGUGCUCCCCCAUUGGCCAUCGCCUGGGCUCUGCAUCCCACGAGCCAUCCGAGCAGGAUAGUCUGUGCUCCCAGCUGGGGUGGCUUUCUCCUUCCAGCAGUACGGCAUCGGUGCCUGCAGGUAGCUCAGGGAUGUUCCCCUCCAUGGGAGCUCCUGUGCCUCUGCUGCCCACCUGGCAUCCAGGGCUGUGGAGCUGCCGGUUGGGUCUUGCCUGUCUAUUUGAUGGGGACGGUCCAGCAGCUUCUUCUGGUCUGGUAGCUGUUUUCUGUGUGGUAAUUGUCUCUGUAUGGAAGACCUAACUUGGGGCGGUUUAUUAGCAAAAGCCAGUCCUUUACGAGUGCUGACUCAGAGCCCAGCCCUGCUUCUCUUGCCCGGAGUGGUGCUGGCACACCCAGCUGCAGGUGUGCCCCUGUUUGGGUGUCUCGAUUCCCAGGCCUUUGGGUGAGAAAUUAUCUGAUGGGUAAUUCUGGCUGCGCAGCUGGCAUGCAAGUGGAGGUGAGUCCUGGGAUCCUGCCAGCUGCAGACAGCAAGGAUCACCUCCUUCAGGGCAAGGCUGCCCCAUGCCGCCUGCCCUGGGGGAUGUGGCACUGCAAUCACAGAAUGGUAGGUGUUGGAAGGGACCUUUGGAGAUCAACUCAUCCAACCCCUCUACUUGAGCAGGUACAUUUAGAGCAGGGGGCACAGGACUGUGUCAGGUGGGUUUUGAAUGACUUCACAACCUCUCUUGGGCAGCCUGUUCCACUGCUCUGUCACCCUCACAGGAAAGAAGUUUUUUCUCACAUUCACAUGGAAGUUCCUGUGCCAGUUUGUGCCUGUUGCCUCAUGUCCUGUCAUUGUGCACCACUGGAAAGAGUCUGGCCCAUCUUUGUUUGACACCCACCCUUUAGAUAUUUAUAAGCAUUGAUAAGUUUCCCCCUCAGUUUUCUCCAGGCUGAACAACCCCAGGUCUCUCAGCCUUUCCUCAUAAGAGAGACGCUCCACUCCCCUGAUCAUCUUGGUAGCUCUCUGCUGGACUCUUCUCCAGUAGUUCCCUGUCUUGAACUGGGGACCCCAAAACUGGACGCAGCACUCCAAAUGUGGCCUCAUUAGGGCAGAGUAGAGGGGCCAGAUAACCUCCCUCGACCUGCUGGCCACUCUCCUUUUAAUGCACCCCAGGUUACCCUUGGCCUCCUUGGCCACAAGGGCACGGUGCUGGCUCAGGGUCACCUUGCUGCCCACCAGCACUCCCAGGUCCUUCUCAGUGGUGCCACUUUCCAGCAGGUCACCCCCAACCUCUACUAGUGCAUGGGGUUGUUCCUUCCCAGGUGCUGGACCUUGCACUUGCUUUUGUGGAAACGUGGCAGGGCUGUGCAUCACAGUGGGGACAUGGAGGUGGAAGAGCAAGGCUCAUGUCCCUGGCGCAGAUUACGACUUCCCUAGGCUUGUGCCUCCACUCUCAGACCUUCCGCCUUAGCAGGACAUGCAGGCAUGAAGGUGGUGGUGGUGGCUAUCCUUGUGUGUAUUUCCACUUCUCUGUGGGCAUCUGGGAAAGUCUCCUGCCCAUGCACAAGCUGGGAGCCCUGCUUUUGGGUAUUGGAGCACUCUGUUCUUGUGCUGUUUCCUCGUGCUGCGUAUGGAUGGCAGGGAUUGCCACCCCACCCUGUGCCCUUGCACACAGGUUCCUGUUGUAUGUCUCUACAAGAGGGGCAGCUGCAACGUGUUCUGGCCAUGUCAUGGCCAGUGACACCUGCUCCUGUUGUCUUUCAUACCCCUCUUUCUCUUGCAGAUACUUCAGGUGGUGGUACAAGAAGACCCGCAUAGAGAAGAAAUCUGCCUUCAUUGACCUCUUGUGUGCUGUUCCUCUACAGCAGAUCUAUGGGUGCCCGCUGGGCGGGAUCGGGGGAGGCACCAUCACCCGUGGCUGGCGGGGCGAGUUUUGCCGCUGGCAGCUGAACCCUGGCAUUUAUCACUAUGAAACAGUCAUUGCUGACCAGUUCACGGUGUGCCUGCGUUGCAAGGGGCAGACAGUUUACCAGCAGGUCCUGUCCGUGGAGAGACCCAGCACUCUGCAGGGCUGGAACUGGGGCUACUGUGGCCACUAUGCCUUCUACCAUGCCCUGUACCCCCGUGCCUGGAUGGUCUACGACCUCCCAGGGCAAAACGUGGUGCUCACUUGCCGCCAGGUCUCUCCUGUCAUCCCCCAUGAUUAUAAGGACUCCAGCCUGCCUGUAGGAGUGUUCAUCUGGGAGGUGGAGAAUGGGAGAGAUGAGGAUGUGGACGUCUCCAUCAUGUUCAGCCUGCAGAAUGGCACAGGAACAAAGGAGGACAGGAGUGGAGGGCACUGGAAUGAGCCGUUUGUCUUUGAGAAGGAGGGUGAGCGGGUUGCUGGAGUCCUGCUGCACCACUGCACACGUGUGAACCCCUUCACCUUUGCCAUCUCUGCCCGGGAGAAGGCUGGCACGGGAGUCACCCACCUCACGACAUUCAGUCCCACGGGAUCAGGUAGAGAGGUGUGGCAUGACCUUCUGCAGGACGGCAGGCUGGAUUCCCCCACUGGUAAAAGCAGCCCGACAGAGAAGGGGGAGGUGACUGCAGCAGCGGUGUGUGCCAGCUGCAGGGUUCCCGCCCGGGGUCACAGGACACUGGAGCUGGCCCUGGCCUGGGAUAUGCCCUGUGUUCACUUCGGCUCCAAGGAGAAGCUGCACCUCAGGCGGUACACCCGGUUUUUUGGCAGCAGAGGCGAUGCUGCUCCUGCCCUGUCGCAUUAUGCUCUGACACACUACGAGGAGUGGGAGAGGAAGAUCGAAGCAUGGCAGAAGCCCAUCCUAGAGAACAGCGAGCUGCCUUCCUGGUACAAGUCAGCCCUCUUCAAUGAGCUGUACUUCGUGACGGACGGGGGGACCAUCUGGGUGGAGCUGCCCCCGGACUGCCACGCAGAGGACCUGCAGGGGCCGGCGGGGGCUGGCCUCUCCCACCUCCUCCCUGUCCUGCGGGAGUACGGAAGGUUUGCUUAUUUGGAAGGCCAGGAGUACCGGAUGUACAAUACCUACGAUGUCCACUUCUACGCCUCCUUUGCUCUCGUCAUGCUGUGGCCCAAGCUACAGAUCAGCCUGCAGUAUGACAUUGCUGUCACGGUGGUGAACGAGGAUGUUCAGUGCCGGCAGUACUUGAUGUGUGGUCAGACAGCUCAGGUGAAGCUGAAGAACGUGGUGCCACAUGACAUUGGGGACCCAGCUGACGAGCCAUGGCAGCAUGUCAAUGCCUACCUGAUGCACGACACGGCUGACUGGAAGGACCUCAACCUGAAGUUUGUGCUGCAGGUGUACCGCGACUACUACCUGACACAUGACUCCCUGUACUUGCGGGACAUGUGGCCAGUCUGCCAGGCUGUGAUGGAGUCAGAGAUGAAGUUCGAUACAGAUAACGAUGGACUCAUCGAAAAUGGUGGCUUUGCUGACCAGACAUAUGAUGCCUGGGUGGUAAAUGGAGCCAGCGCGUACUGUGGUGGGCUGUGGCUGGCAGCUGUCUGCAUGAUGUGCAAGAUGGCAGAGGUGCUUGGGGAUGCCAAGACACAGCAGAAAUACACGGACAUCCUGAGCAAGGGCAAGGAAGCAUUUGAGAGGAUGCUCUGGAACGGAAAAUACUACAACUAUGACAGCAGUGGGAGCGACACCUCCAGCAGCAUCAUGUCAGACCAGUGUGCUGGGCAGUGGUUUCUCGGGGCUUGUGGUCUCGACCAAGGGGAGUUUGAGGUCUUCCCCAAGAGUCACAUUGUUAGUGCGCUCAAGACCAUCUUUGAGAAGAAUGUCAUGAGCUUUGCUGGUGGCACCAUGGGAGCAGUGAAUGGCAUGAGACCCGAUGGGGUGCCCGACACCUCCAGCGUGCAGUCCAAUGAGGUCUGGAUUGGCGUGGUCUAUGCCUUGGCUGCCACCAUGAUCCAGGAGGGGCUGGUGGAGGAAGGCUUUCAUACAGCGGAGGGCUGCUACCGGACAGUUUGGGAACGGCUGGGCAUGGCUUUCCAGACACCAGAGGCCUACCGGGAGAAGAGAGUCUACCGCUCGCUGGCUUACAUGCGGCCCCUUAGCAUCUGGAGCAUGCAGCUGGCCCUGGAGCGCAGAGCUGGCUGGGCACCAGCACCCAUGCAGCCACCUCAGGUCCCCAUCCACCCUUGAGCCUGGUGGCACUGAGCAGGGCAGCGGGUGCACGGGGUGCUGGGGGGGGGGUCUCAGCUGGUGGGGAGGGAGCCUUCCCUCCCCCUCUUCGAUAAUACUCGCAUUGCUGUUUUCCUUCCCUACCUCCACAACAUGCCCUUCAUCUCAGAGGGCUCCCAGCCACCGAUGCUGAGCACCAUGUGGGACCAGAGGUGCGGGUGAUGUCUCCUCAGAGAGGGAGGGAUAAGGAGGCAUGGCUGGAGCCUGUGCUUCCCCUUCCCCAUCACUCAGGGCUCUGACAGCCUGCAGGACCUCCAGCCAUCUUCCACCAGAGCUGGUACCUUGCCUGGGAGCACAGGAGACCUCUCCCGCAGUCAGCGGGAUGGGUAAGGUGGGAGCUGGCCUGCAGGGUAAAAAAAAAAAGUGUGGGUGUAUGUGUGUGUGAGGACAGUGGACUGGUGCACGCAGGCACAUGGAUGCUGUAGUUGUCCCUCUGUUGUGUGGCACUGCAUACACAGACUGGCUCUGACCCAAGGCACCAGCCUCAGGAGAGCCUGUGGCAGACGCAAUCCCCAGGGGAGCCCUGGCUCCCCAGCCCGUGACAAUCUGAGCCCAAGCAGCAUGUCCUGGUCUGGUACCGUGGCACCCCUCCCUGCUGGUGCCGGGGGUGGGCAGCAGAGCAUGUUUUAGAGGAUGAAUCAUUUUAAGUUCUUAAUAAAUUUGUCUAGCUGUC